This is a messenger RNA of Hibiscus syriacus, 1710 nucleotides long. Its product is annotated as F-box protein At2g27310-like. Gene Ontology annotation, molecular function: nucleic acid binding; nucleotide binding; protein binding. The coding region runs from base 464 to 1597 and encodes 377 amino acids. The transcript is spliced from 2 exons. Lineage: Eukaryota; Viridiplantae; Streptophyta; Magnoliopsida; Malvales; Malvaceae. The record is from RefSeq and is a predicted model, not a curated record.
AUCUGUCAUGAAGAUGAGCGGAAAGUGACCUCAAACCCCCCCCCCCUUCUCUCUCUCUCUCUCUUCUUUUUUAUCUCUUUAACAUUUUGACCUCAAAACCCAUACUCGAAUCCGCCAUAUUUGGUUUCUAAGGUCUUAUCUUAUCAUUCUCUUGCCUUUCAUUUUGACUUUAGACAAAUUCCCACUACUUCAAAAUCAAAAGCAAUCAAACAACAGCCUCGUAUUGUUCCUGUUAUUUCCCUUAUAAGCUUGGUUUCGCCAUCGUGUUUCUUACAUUUGCAUGUUCAUUUUAAGGGAUUCCACGUUGAGUGUUUUCUCCAGUUAUGCGUGCUAAAGUUACCUCGACUAAUCGACAACAUAUUCCUUAGAGGCAUACACUACCGGUGUUCUUAGACUUAUCUACUGGAGUAAUUAUGAACGAUUCCCUUUUAUGUGGUUCUCUGUAGAUUAGAGGCCUGUAGCUAUGUCCAUAGAAGCCAUUGAGAGAAUGACAUCAUUGGGUACCGAUGUUUUCUACGACAUAUUGAGGCGCCUUGAUGGUCCAACUUUGGCUGCCGCAGCAUGCUCGUGUGCAACUUUUUGUACGAUCUCUAGAGAGGAGAGACUAUGGAAGAAUGUUUGUUCUUCUAUGUGGCCUUCAACCAACAGAGAAGAUGUUAAAAGUUUGAUUUCGUCGAUUGGUGGGUUUAGAAAAUUCUAUGCUGAUUGUUUUCCGCUUAUUGUUAAUAAGGAAGUUACAGAGUAUGAGUGGAAUGCCCAUUGUUUCUCUUCUUUAGAGUACCCCGAAGAAUGGACUGAAGCUGAAUAUUAUGGCGACACCGAUGGGCUCGAAAGUAUUACACCGUUAGAUUUUGUUUCAGUUGUGGAUAUUAGGUAUAAAGAUAAAACAAUCUGCUCAAAAGUGCUGUGGGGUAUUCCUAAUGCAAAUGGAUCCAAUAGUUGGUUUCACAAUUGCCCGUUUCGGAUCGAUCUUCUUAAUUAUGCUGCUAGAGAUGACGAUAGUGAAAGCGAAGUAACACUUUCAGUUUCUGAUGGUCUGCCACCGAUUACCUCCAUGGAAAAGGAAAGGAAAGACGGAAAGCUUUGGCAGGAACUCCAAGACAGCCUCUGCCUUAGUUGGAUCAUUGUAAACCGAAAAGUUAAGCAAGCCGCUAAUCUUGCGAGCUGGAGCCCUCUCGGUGGACAGAGACAUUGGCCGACAGACAAGGAUUUCGUGAUAAGGUUUGGGUCUAUUCUUCCUGCCAAAGACAUCCUUCCGUGUCAAGUAGUCGAGUGCAUUUUUAUAAUGAAGUUCAGAAUCGCACACACUGAAGGCGACGGCGUGGAAACGACUCUCAAAUUGACGGAGCUAAGCAUGCAGUUGGAAGACAUGGAAGGUGCGCAUGUUAACGGAAAGAACAGUUUGCUUAUUCUCAAGGAAGCUCUAAGCUGUCGUCGAAGCAAAAACUACAGUGAAGUUCUGGAAUCGUGUCAUCUGUACUCGAAAGUGAAGAGAAAGUUGAAAGAGGAAAAGAUGAGGAACGAAAGCAGGUUAGAUAGACUGUGUAUCUUGAGCGGCAUUGCUGCUUUCGUGACGUUUUGCUAUUACAUAUUGUAAAUGUAGAUGAUCUGGACAACCUUUUCCAGAGGAUGUUCUAGCAAUCUCUGGUUCCUUAUGAUGUAAAGCUUCAAUUUUGGAUCAAGUAAUAAAAAAGGAGCAAAGUUUUGAUC